ACACUUUUUUUAGGCUUUUGACAGAGUUUUUUUAUAUAAUCGGCACUCCUACUCCACCGGCAACCAGAAUCGAACGGUAUGGCGAUGGCAUCCAUGUUGUCCCUGUUGGCCACUUUCACCAUUCUCCGUAGCACCAUCAAUGAAUUGGUUCCGAAAGAGCUACGAGACUUCUUAAGGAAACUCUUCCGCCGUUUCUCGCUGGAGUUCACUAUGGUUAUCGCAGAAACCCACGGUGGCUCCAGCAACCGUCUUUUCAAAGCCGCCACCACCUACCUUGGCGGCCAUGUCUUAACUUCUGCCUCUGUCUCUGCUUCCCCUUCUGCCGGUAGUAGUUCUACCCAGAGAGUCACGGUGGGGAAGAGCGACAGUGCGAGGAAUUUGACAUACGGGCUCGACAAAAGCUCUAAGGUUGUGGAUUUCUUUCAUGGGGUUCCCAUGACAUGGCAAUUCAAUACCGAGUCCAACGCUAAGCGGCAGACUGAAACCAGAUGGUACGAACUCCAUUUCAACAAAAAGCACGCCGAGAUGGUGAAGAUGAAAUACCUCCCUUACGUCCUCGACACCGCCAAACGAUUGGGGGAUGAAAACCGAGCUGUGAAGUUUUACACCAUCUGGCGCGACUGGUGGUGCUCUAGCGCAGUCAACAUUGAUCAUCCGAUGACUUUCGACACUCUGGCCAUGGACGGCGACCUCAAGAAGGACAUACUGGGGGACCUCAACAGCUUUAUCGACGGCAAGGAGUACUACAAAAAGAUUGGCAGGGUGUGGAAGCGUGGCUACCUUCUGUACGGUCCACCCGGAACGGGGAAAUCAAGCUUGAUUGCAGCCAUGGCCAACCAUCUCAACUUUGACAUUUACAACUUGAAUUUAUCUUCUAUUAAAUCCGAUUCCGUUCUCGAGGAUCUUCUGCUUCGAGUGUCGAAUCGUUCCAUUAUUGUUGUUGAAGACGUUGACUGCACCAUCAAACUACAGAACCGUGGAGCAGGGGAUUUCCCUGAUAAUUUCCCUCGAGCCCAGGUGAGCCUUUCUGGACUUCUGAAUUCCAUAGAUGGUUUGUUGUCAUGCUGUGGAAAUGAAAGGAUCUUUGUUUUCACUACUAAUUAUAAGGACAGAAUUGAUCCUGCACUGCUUCGAGCUGGUCGCAUGGACAAGCACAUCUGCUUGGACUACUGCACGUUCUCUACCUUCAAGCAACUUGCCGCAACCUACGUGGACAUUUUCAGCCACCGUCUCUUUCCCCGUAUUGAAGACCUCAUUAAAGAUGCUAAAGCUUCCCCUGCUGAGAUUGCCGGUGAACUGAUGAAGAGUAAAGAUCAUGAAGCUUGUCUAGACGGCCUAAUUAAAUUUCUAGAGAUCAAGGUAUCCCAACCACGAGUCUCAAUGGCUUCUAUAGAGGAUAGAAGGCCGGAAGGAAAGGCCAUCAACAAGCGAGAGAAAGAUCUGAAAAAUGAGAAUACUCCGAGUAGUAUUGUAUUCCUUGCUGUUGGUUCUGAUUCAGUUGCGGAGUAUAGAGUGAAGGAAGAAUUGGCACCGAUCCUUAAAGCAGUGUUUAUUAAACACGGUAACAUUGUUACGAAUAGUUCCUUGCAAUCUAUGCAAUGCCGAUCAUCAUUGUUGGAGGUCGUGUGUGGAAUCAUUCAAAGACUACAACAAUCUGUUGAUUUUGAACAUUUGACAGAAGUUGAGAUUGAGUCCAUGUUUACUAGCGUUCAGGAUCUUGAAUCUCUGAAGGUGGAAGUUGGCUGGCUUCGGAAAGGGCUAGAUGAGGUUAAAAAGGCAUUACCAUUAGCCAAGCAGUGUUCCUCCCUGAUGGAAGAUAAGGAUAAAAAUCUUCAGGACAUUCAGAAGAUGGAGAAAGAGGUGGCAGGUUGCGAGGACAAAUCAAAAUCGCUCCAAAUUCAGGAAGCAAAGGCACGUACCGAGAAGCUCUCUGAAACCAUCACGAACAUUAAAACCAAAUUGAAGGAAAUUCGUGAUGGACUGCUUUGAGGCUGGCAUUUUCUCUGUUUUUAACACUCGCACAGUGUCACUAACCAUGAACAACUACUGUAUGGUGUAGUAUCAUCAAGUGUGCUAAAUAAUCCAUCAACCAAAUGAUUUUGGUCUGUUUCUGUCAUAUGUUAAACUAUUUGAGUUUGUUGUUGCCUAUUACUAAUAGCUGCUUCAUGCGUAUUUCCAUUUUAUGAACGUGAGCUCUCCUAAAUUUACGGCUUAAAACAGGGGAGACGUUAGAGCAGUCGGUGUUUGUCCCUGUGACUCAGGUAAGAUUUAGGGAAAUGAUUUUGGAAUAAAUUUUUUAAUUAUUU
Molecule: messenger RNA, 2306 nt
Organism: Rubroshorea leprosula
Lineage: Eukaryota; Viridiplantae; Streptophyta; Magnoliopsida; Malvales; Dipterocarpaceae
Source: the annotation of a GenBank genome assembly